Messenger RNA from Gossypium raimondii (Peruvian cotton), 2216 nucleotides. Its product is annotated as glucose-6-phosphate isomerase 1, chloroplastic. Gene Ontology annotation, biological process: gluconeogenesis; glycolytic process; glucose 6-phosphate metabolic process. Lineage: Eukaryota; Viridiplantae; Streptophyta; Magnoliopsida; Malvales; Malvaceae. The coding region runs from base 230 to 2080 and encodes 616 amino acids. Gene Ontology annotation, molecular function: carbohydrate derivative binding; glucose-6-phosphate isomerase activity; monosaccharide binding. Gene Ontology annotation, cellular component: cytosol. The transcript has 14 exons. The record is from RefSeq and is a predicted model, not a curated record.
UGUGAACCGAAUAGCAAAAGACAAUCAACCCUCCCAGGUUAACUCCAGCACAGCACGUAAAACAAAAACAAACCCCAAAACCAUUUCAGUUCAUCGAUUCUUCAGAAAAUAUCGAACCAAACCCUUCCUCGAAUCCAAGCCAAUGGCCUAAAUUUAAAAAAAUCCUCGCCAGUUCAUUUAUUGCACAUCGCUAUCAUCGUCUCGCUUUCACUUGUAUUUGCGUUCUGCAAUGGCCUCUCUCUCGGGCCUCUGCUCUUCUUCCCCUUCUUUGAAGCCUAAGCAUGAUCGAGUCGUCAUUCCAUUGUUUCACAAGUACUCGCUCGCAUUCCCUACUCGGUCCAAUUCUUGCUCCAAGCUCUCCGUUGCUGGUGAAGUGUCCGCCGAUUUGUCCAAAACGAACAGCGUGGGCGUUUUGAAGAAGGCCAAGCAAGGUGGGCUGGAGAAAGAUCCUAAAGCGCUUUGGAGGAGGUACGUUGACUGGUUGUACCAGCACAAGGAGCUCGGGUUGUACCUCGAUGUCAGUAGGAUCGGGUUUUCGGAUGAGUUCGUCGCGGAAAUGGAGCCCCGGUUCCAAGCCGCGUUUAAAGCUAUGGAGGACUUGGAGAAAGGCGCCAUCGCCAACCCCGAUGAAGGGCGGAUGGUGGGCCACUAUUGGUUGAGGAACGCCAAGCUCGCGCCAAAACCGAUUUUGCAAGUACAGAUUGAGAAGACUCUCGACGCCGUUUGCAAGUUCGCUGAUGACGUCAUCAGCGGUAAGAUUAAGCCUCCGUCUUAUCCAGAGGGUCGUUUUACUCAAAUACUCUCUGUUGGGAUUGGAGGUUCAGCUCUGGGCCCACAAUUCGUUGCCGAAGCAUUGGCUCCUGAUAAUCCUCCUCUAAAGAUAAGAUUUAUUGAUAAUACUGAUCCCGGUGGAAUAGAUCAUCAGGUUGCACAGCUCGGUCCAGAGCUGGCUUCUACCCUUGUAAUUGUGAUCUCUAAGAGCGGAGGUACCCCAGAAACUAGAAAUGGUCUGUUGGAAGUUCAGAAAGCCUUCCGUGAAGCUGGUCUGGAUUUUUCAAAACAGGGAGUUGCUAUAACACAAGAAAAUUCUUUGUUGGACAACACGGCAAGGAUUGAGGGUUGGGUAGCCAGAUUCCCUAUGUUUGAUUGGGUUGGUGGCAGGACAUCUGAAAUGUCUGCUGUUGGUCUACUUCCAGCAGCACUUCAGGGAAUUGACAUAAGGGAGAUGCUAGUUGGUGCAUCUAUGAUGGACAAUGCCACAAGGAGCAGAGUGCUCAAGGAUAAUCCUGCAGCAUUGCUUGCUUUAUGUUGGUAUUGGGCAUGCGAUGGGGUUGGAUCUAAGGAUAUGGUUAUCCUUCCAUACAAGGACAGCUUAUUACUUUUUAGUAGGUAUUUACAGCAGCUGGUUAUGGAAUCACUCGGCAAGGAGUUUGACCUGGAUGGUAACCGGGUAAAUCAAGGAAUAUCUGUUUAUGGGAAUAAAGGAAGCACAGAUCAGCAUGCUUAUAUUCAACAGCUGAGGGAGGGUGUGCAUAAUUUCUUUGUGACAUUCAUUGAAGUGUUACGUGAUAGACCCCCUGGUCAUGAUUGGGAGCUUGAACCAGGUGUCACAUGUGGUGACUACCUGUUUGGAAUGCUACAGGGAACAAGAUCAGCUCUAUACGCAAAUGACCGAGAGUCCGUUACUGUCACCGUCCAAGAGGUGACACCUAGAUCUGUUGGGGCUCUUGUAGCUCUUUAUGAGCGAGCAGUUGGACUUUAUGCCUCACUUGUCAACAUCAAUGCUUACCAUCAACCUGGUGUGGAAGCUGGGAAAAAAGCAGCAGGCGAAGUAUUAGCUUUACAAAAGCGGGUUUUAGCAGUACUCAAUGAGGCUAGCUGUAAAGAACCCGUUGAACCAUUGACACUUGAAGAAGUGGCUGAACGUUGCCAUGCUCCUGAAGACAUUGAAAUGAUUUACAAAAUCAUUGAGCACAUGGCUGCCAAUGACAGAGCACUAAUUGCUGAAGGCGAUUGUGGCUCACCGAAUAGCUUAAAGGUUUUCCUAGGGGAGUGUAACUUGGAUGAAUUGUAUGCUUAAGUUAACACAUUGAAAUUCAUGUUUCAGGUUUCAUAAUAGUGUUCCAGUGAAGAAAAAAAAGCUUCAAUAAAAUUAUUUAACUGUUUACAAUGUAUCUGAUUUCCCCUCUGAAGCAGGUACUUUCUUUUUCUAUCAA